CCGUGAAAAGCGACGGGAAAACUCGCUGGGAAAAUCGCGCGCGCUGGGAGUUGCGCAGAUUUUCCAACCCGAACCGAACCGUCAUUCGACGUUUGACAGUCUAGCGAGCUGGUCGAGCCGAUCUGCAAGUGUGCCGAAUUUGUCAUUUUUGUGUCUCGUGUUUUAGUGUUUUCUCAGUGUGGUGAUCCUUGCAUCGCGUAAGCCCCCCUCCAAAAAAGGGAUAAAAAGAAAAAGUGUGUGCGUGACUCUUGAAACACGCGGGCGAAAUCCAGUUUUUCCCUAACAAAAAAAAAGGUGUCCGUGUGUAAGUGAGCAAAGAGUCACUUCUGCGAAUCAUCCGAACUCCGUUUUUUUUUGCUGCUGUUGCGCUGCGCAAGUCUACACUUCAUUUCAAGAACCCUCGUCAACACUAGGUGCAUUUAAUCAAAUACAGAUAUGGCAAAUUUGAUCACAGUUCAACUGCGACGAGGCGAAGGCCAGCCGUGGGGAUUCCGUCUCCAGGGUGGCAAGGACUUCUCCGCGCCGCUGGUGCUGCAACGGGUAAACGGUGGCAGCGUUGCCGAUCAGGCUGGUCUGAUGCCCGGCGAUGCCCUGGUCAAGGUGAACAGCACCGACGUAUUCAGCCUGCGACACAAGGAAGCCCAGGAUGUGAUCGUCGCCGCCGGAAACUCGUUCGAGCUGACAGUAUCCAGAGGCACCGCCUGGCGGCCGUCGGUCACCCCGACCGGAUCGAUCCCGUCCCCCUCGCCGUCGCUGCCCGGAAACAUCACCCCGGUCACGAAGACCUCCCUGGCAGCCACUCCCCAGCCCGCGCAGCACAUUGGCAGUGGCCACAACCAGGCCGCCAAGCCAUUCCCAGCCCAACAACAACAGCAACAGCCUCAGGAACAGGUCAACGGUAGCGAUCCGAUCAAGAGCAUCGUCAACAUGCAGUACAACACGCCGGUCGCCAUGUACAGCGACGAAACCAUCGCGGAAACCCUGUCCUCCCAGGCUGAGGUCCUGGCCGGAGGAGUUCUUGGUGUCAACUUCAAGAAGAACGAGAAGAAGUACUCGCCGGCCAACUCCGAGGUGUACAAGAUGCUGCACGAGCAGGGUGACAACCCCGAACCAGCCAACCAUCAUCACCAACCACAGCAACAGGUUCAGCAACAGCAGCAGCAGCAUCAGCAUCACUACCAACAACAGCAACAACAGACCAACUCGGUCGUCACCAAACACGUGACCGCUCCGGUUGACAAACCCCCGUCGAACACCAACGGUCUUCCGGCCGGUCAAAACAUUUGCAGCUCCUGCGAUCGGCUCAUUGUUGGUGUGUUUGUGCGCAUCAAGGACAAGAACCUGCACGCUGAUUGCUUCAAGUGCGCCACCUGUGGCACGUCGCUCAAGAAUCAGGGCUACUUCAAUCUGAACGGCAAGCUGUACUGCGACAUCCACGCCCGUCUGGCGGCCCUCCAGAGCCCGCCGCCCGGCACCAACGGGAUGGUCCCCGUUACGAUCCCGAAACCUGGACAGAAAUCCGGAGUCCAGGCCAUCUCCGCCGCCCUCAAUGCCCACGCCAAUCUGAACGGCCGCUCCCAGUCGCCCUACGCCGCCAAUCUGCACCUACCACCACCGCCGCCUCCGACGACGACCACAAUCAGCAGCGGCAGCAGCAGCACUCACCAGUCUCCGUCACACUCCCGAUCGAGCAGUACCACCUCGUCGAGCGGCUACUGCAACUCGAGCUCGCUAUCGCCGGUCCAGUCGAACAAAGUGUCCCCGCUGCACUCGCGCACCAGCUCCGAAAACGAACUGCACCAAUAUCCGGCUGCCAAAGCGUUGCCAAGUUGUGCCACCACCGUCUACGGAAGUGACUUUAGCUUUCCCCCGCCGCCGCCACCACCGCUGCUGCAGCUGGCCACCGUACCCGCGGCCGGAAUGGAGAAUCCGGAAGUCGUCCCCCAGCAACCACCCCCGGUCGAGCCCGUUGAUCCGGCGGCGUUCGGUCCGAACGGACUGGCCGUUGCGGAACCAACGGCCGACUCAACGGACUCUGCCGGGGCCGCCGCUGCUGGCUCCAACGGGGACAUUACGACAAACGACUACGGCUUUCUGUACAAAACCAUCGGUGGGGCCGUGAUCCGGAGUGUGUUUCCGCCGGGAGGUGCAGGUUCCCGCUACAAGAACCAGAACAACAUCACUCCGAAACCGUUCGGAGCCGCUCCGAGCCCGCUGGUUCAGCCACCGUCGUCCUUCCCGCCAGUGGCCGGAAGCGUUCCAACGCCGUUCUCGGCGGCCAUCACUGGCCAGGCUCCGGCCCCAGCUGCCGCGGCUCCCCAGCCAGCAAGCUAUCCUCCGGCCCCUCAGGCCGCCGCCGCUCCGGCCGUUCAGGCUCCGGCUCCGGCCCCAGCCCCAGCUGCCGUGGCCCCUACCGCCGCGCCUGCUGCCGCUGUGCCAACUCCACAAGGCGCGUACGCCCACUAUCUGGAUCCGGAGUUGUACGGUGACGAAGAAGACGACGGUGACGCACAACAGGUACCGGCCGAAUCUCCCAUUCCUCCCUUUGCUUGGCCCCCGAAGCGCGUCGAGGACGAGAAAGUUCCCAUCGCGACCCCACUCUAUGUCCCACCCCCGGAAACGCAACGCGUGGUCGUGAAGCCGCUCGUGUACGUGCCUCCGCCGCCCAAGGAGAAGAGCAAAUCACCGCCCAAGAAGGAGCAGCAGCAACCGGAAGAGGAGCAGGAGCAGCAGGAGAUAGAAGAGCCGAUCUGUGUAGCCAAGAGCGUACAGAGCAAAUCGGCGCCCGAACUGAGCAGGAGAAGAAGUAGUGCUCACGAGCAGCAAUCCCAGCAGGAAGAGGAGAGCUACGACACGUACACCAUGACCACCUCGACUUCGGCAUCCUCCGAAGAGUAUCGAAUGUACUCGACCCAGACGUCGCAACCGAUCGUCACGUACUACGACACGCCGGUCAUCGAGAUGGACUACCCGUUCGGAUCGGGUCAGCGAAGUACCCAGGCAAGUACCGGCGCCAUGUCGGACGCAUCGUACACACAUUUCGUGUUCCGAGAUCCACCGAUGGAACCCGAAUCGGUUGAACCGUCGGUCGAGCCUUCCGUGGAACCGGAGCCGAUCGUCGUCGAGCCGCCCAAGGAGCCGACCAAGGCGCAGAAACGGGUCGAGUUUGUCGAGUACCGGAAGGAGCUGGAGCGGUUCCUCAAGGCGGAGCAAGAGGCUAGCGAGGCCGCCGAAAGGCUACGCAACGAAAUCCAGGAGGUUGCCGAAGAGUACACGAUACCACACUACCAGCUGCCGGCGAUUGAUUCCGCCAAGCCGGCCAAAGAGUUGCCCCGGCAAAUUGUUCCCAAUCCCGUACCGAAGCAGUGGCAGAGCAAGCUCGUUCAAAUGCUGUGCAUUGCCCCGAACGAUCCGGUUCGUCUUACCCAGGAGCAAAUUGAAGAGGCAAAUUUCAUGAAAUCACGCAACGAAGCGUACAUUCGCGAAAAGGAGGAAUCCAAGAUCCGUCAAUUGGAAGCGCUCAGGCGACAGGUCGACGCCCUCGAGCGUCGCAUGGGUAAAAAAGAGGAACCGGAACCCGAACCAUACCCCAGCAUUCCGCACCCUCCGUUGGAAAUUCCACGAAAAGGUGCCGUAAUGGCGAAGGUGCUUGCCUCUUCCACUACUAAGGCGGAGCGAUUCCCCACGUAUCUUCCCGCUCCGGUAGUUCCACUCCCCGAAGAAUCCGCUCCGUACGUCCCAACCUUCAAGCCCUCGAUGGAACCGAUUCGGAACGACAAGAUCUCAUCCUUUCGCGUUUCGCCCUUCCUGGAAGCGUUAACCACAGCCCCUUAUACUCCGUUUCAGACCUUCGGCACGGAGAUCCCUUCGCAGAUGGAGAACAUGCCCGUAUCGAGCGGGCGCAUCUCGAUGACCGAUGCACUGGCAACCGUCUCGGAGCGGCCCUAUACACCGUUCAAGGAAGUCAAGUUUGAGCGUUCCGAAAUGUAUCAGAAGCUGCUCCAGGAGCAGCCCUCGAUCCAGACGGAUCCGGACAAAAACUUCUCGGCGUUUGCCAGUGUAGGCGGUAAUCGUACGCCGGUACCGUUCAAGCCGAUCAUUCCGGAAAUCCGCGUUCCGGAGCCGGAACCCGAACCCGAACCGGAACAGGUUGAGGAACCACCACAACCUGAACCCGAACCGGAGCCGGAGAAGCCAAAGAAAAAGCUUCCUCCCUAUCCGAGAAAGGACGCCGGAGCAGGUCACUAUUCGCUCGCUCCAAAGCGUGAAAACGCCAAGUCACCGCUUAACCAACCGGCGGAGAUUCCAACCUACCAGCGCAAGUGGUUCGAGCUGCCAUCGCAAAAUCCACCACGCACACCGGAACCCGAAGAACUGCGCCAAAACGUCCCGUUGGCAUUUGUAGAUACUCAUUCUCAAUCCCAUCUCGCUAAGCCUAUCGCACGAUGCAACGCUGUAGAUAUUAGAGACCAAGUACAGUUGAAGAAAACCAAUCCGUUCACAACCAUUCACAACCGUACUAUCCCAGUGGCGCAGCUGCCGACCGCGGUUCCAGAAGAUGACGCCGAGUUGGCACACUUUAACAAUGCGCACGGCCGCCUGCAGGCCAAGGGCGUCGUAUUUGACCGCGGUCAGUCGUUUACACCGUCGUUGAUUCUGAGCAAGCACUCGACCACGAUUCCGUACUACCAGCACCAGCUGGGCUUCGAGGAGUACUUUGCCGAAUCUAAGUCCUUCGACGGGCGUAACACCCCGUUGAAGCAAUGUCGCAAAUCUCCCGCUUUCGGCCCUCCGCCGAAUCCACUGAAACCGGCAGUUCCGCCCUCGCGGGAAAACAUCCCGAUCGAGUCGGGACUUUAUCUGUCCAUGGGUAAGCUACAGGGAACACCGUGGUACGCUCACAGCGACCAUGUUCCGGGGGACAUCAAGCAGAAGAUGCAGCAACAGCAGCAUGGUAUGGGUCCUGGCUACACCGGGUACGCCCAGCAGCAACGAAGCGUCCACUACCAGGAGCAACCGGUGGCCGUUCGCACCGAAACGCAAGGCAACACGACCGUUCAAACUCGCUCCCAGGAGAGUGCACUGAGGGAGCAGGCUUCAUCCGAAAGAACCAUCAACAGCGCCAGCCAGGUAGGAAAUGCUUUGAUCCAGAAGCGCACCCGGAUCGUUGAGGAGCACGAACACACUCAGGAAGCCAGGACGGUGGAGAUUGCAAAGUUCUCGUCCAAAAUCAAGGAAGACGAAGUCCCCCAGAAAGGUUUCGUCGCUCAGCAGACCCGAAGGUUCUCGGGCCAGGACGAUGCACUGAACAUCCCUCCGCAGAUGUCGGAAGCAGCUCUGAUUGAAGCGACCCAGCCAUCCGAACCGCAAUCUACGGCCCAAUUCUUCCCCCAGCACUCGUCUCAACCGUCAGCUCCCAUGUUCCCAACUGCGAACGUCAAGCCGGAAACGCAACCAGCCGCCCAACUCUUUCCCCAGCAAACCUCUCAACCGUCUGUCCCCUUGUUCCCACCCUCAACCAGAAAGCCCGAAGUCAUUGGCGAUAAAUUCCCAACGGUGAGCGCUCGCAAAGCGAGCAUCCUCAACAUCCAACCGCCCCGAUCCCCUACCCCAACUUCCGGCUUCAAGGCUCAAUUCAAUGAGUUCAUGACGGGUGCCGGUUCGCACCCUCCGCUAGAAACACAGAGGGAGGAACCGGAACCAGUUCAGUCGUGGCCACCCGAGCUUCCAUCCAUCUCGUCUAACUCUAACCACCAACAACCUUCCGUGGCAUCGGUUGCCCCGAUGAAGCAGGCAGUCCCAGCUGCCGCUCCCCCUCCUGCUGCUGCACAGCAACAGCAGCAGCAGCAGGUCGCUUUCUCCAAUGGACGUAGGUCUUCCAUUAACAACAACACGAACGCCAACGCCAUCAACAACAGCACGAUUGGCUUCAGUAACAUCACCCUCGACAGCGGUACCGACAGUCAUUUCAAGUAUUCUGACCGACCACCUGUUCCGAGCGCAGGUUCCGCAGCGUUCAACAAGGGCCGCGCGGCAUGCCAGACGACCGCGCCGACCCGCGGCCGUGGCGUCAUGAACAAGGCCGUUGCCCCGGGCGGUCGUGUCCCACUGUGUGGCUGCUGCAGUCAGCAAAUCAGAGGACCAUUCAUCACCGCUCUGGGUCGCAUCUGGUGCCCGGAUCACUUCAUCUGCCACAACGGCAACUGCAAGCGCCCGCUGGCCGACAUCGGCUUCGUCGAGGAGAAGGGUGACCUGUACUGCGAGUACUGCUUCGAGGAGUUCCUGGCCCCGGUCUGCAGCAAGUGCAACGCCCGCGUGAAGGGCGACUGCCUCAACGCCAUCGGCAAGCAGUUCCACCCGGAGUGCUUCAAGUGCACCUACUGCGGCAAGCAGUUCGGCAACAGCCCGUUCUUCCUGGAGGAGGGUGACCCGUACUGCGAGACCGACUGGAACGAGCUGUUCACGACCAAGUGCUUCGCCUGCGGAUUCCCCGUCGAGGCCGGCGACAAGUGGGUGGAGGCGCUGAACAACAACUACCACAGUCAGUGCUUCAACUGCACCAGCUGCAAAAAGAACCUCGAAGGACAGAGCUUCUUCGCGAAGGGUGGCCGUCCGUUCUGCAAGAACCACGCCCGCUAAGCCCAAGUCGGAAGUCAGAAGAAUGAACAUGAAAGGGUCAUCCACGUUGUUUUUAAGUUUUACUUUAUUCUCUCUCUGUUCUGUUGCACAUAACUUCUUGAUUUUCCUUUUAACGAUUUACUAGCGUAAUAACUGGACACUCGUAAUUGUGUGUAUGUGUGGAAUAGUGCGCCCCCGCAGCGUGAACAUUUUGCAAUUUUUAUUAUCAUUUUUUUUUUUAAAUUACAUAUACUUGAAACCAAAAAUUUACACGAAGAAAGAAAAAACCAGCAUCUAGAGCUUUUUUGAAUGACAUUUAAAAAAAUACGCAAAAAAGUCAUUAAAUUCAACUAACAGUGCUUCUAAUUACACAAUGAAUAACAUAAUUUACUAAUGCAAACCAUGCUAAAGCAUAAAAGAAAGAGAGACAAUGGGAGAGAGAGAGCAAAAGCGCUCGCCACACAAGCACACACCGCAUAAAGAAAUUGAGAAGCUUUUGGAGUCUUGCGCAUCUUGGCCGCACAGAGAAAAACUGGCGCUGCUAGCAGCAAAGAGGAAACUUUCGCGGUGCAAAGCACGCGGUGGAAAUGUUUCCGAGAAAGCUCUAGGUGAAAUAUUUCCACCGCGUGGUCCGCGCCGCGUGCUCGCGCUUGCUAGUGAAAUAUUUAUUACAGGUUAGUUGUAGACGUAGAGGAAAAAGAUGAAUUAGAUGGAGCUUCAGGGCGCUGGGAAAAUGCUUCAAGCUAGGAAUUUUCUUUCCCCGACGAAGAAAACAUGACUCCUAGGCUUGAGGGAUUGAAGUGAGCAGCGCGGAAAAAAGGAAAGAAAAUUUAUAUUUUAUGUUAUAUUUAUGUGUACAGAAAGAAGAGUAAAAAUGCUUUAAAUAUAUUUUGUUACUCACGUUAAUGCAACUUUAACAUGAAACAAGAAUGAAAAAAAUAAACAUAUUUAGCACGGAAAGUUUGUUACUUUAGAAACAAUAUUGAAAGAAGAUUAAUACAGGCGAGAUCAAAUUCUAUUUACUUAAGGCUAAAACUGUUAAACCAUGUAUAAAGAGAAAGCAAAACUGCAAGUGUUUUGAAAACAAUCUUCUUUGGAAAAAUUGUUAGGUGUAGCGAAAAAUUGUCCAAAAAAUUUGUGUGUGAUAAAAUGUAAAAAUUACGUUUUUAUUUUAGCAUUAUUUUAAACCAAGAGUUGUAGAAACAUCAAAUUGACUUGGCAAGAAAACAAGAUCAGAAGAAAAAAAAACUAAACAGAUAGAUUUAUUUUGAAGUAUCCCGAUGUAACAAGGCGUAACCAACCAAGCUCGGCGAAGUGUGCGAAAACAUGCAAUAACUUGUACUGUCAUAGGUCGAAGAUAAUGAAAUAAAUAUAAAAGUCGUACGUUGUA
Messenger RNA from Culex pipiens pallens (northern house mosquito), 8008 nucleotides. RefSeq names its product PDZ and LIM domain protein Zasp (gene Zasp52). Gene Ontology annotation, molecular function: actin binding; muscle alpha-actinin binding. Gene Ontology annotation, biological process: actin cytoskeleton organization; muscle structure development. The transcript is spliced from 17 exons. Gene Ontology annotation, cellular component: adherens junction; filamentous actin; stress fiber. The record is from RefSeq and is a predicted model, not a curated record. The coding region runs from base 436 to 6639 and encodes 2067 amino acids. NCBI's taxonomy places the organism in Eukaryota, Metazoa, Arthropoda, Insecta, Diptera, Culicidae.